This is a messenger RNA of Trypanosoma rangeli, 501 nucleotides long. Its product is annotated as glutathione peroxidase-type tryparedoxin peroxidase. The transcript has a single exon. Lineage: Eukaryota; Euglenozoa; Kinetoplastea; Trypanosomatida; Trypanosomatidae. The record is from RefSeq and is a predicted model, not a curated record. Gene Ontology annotation, biological process: response to oxidative stress. Gene Ontology annotation, molecular function: glutathione peroxidase activity. The coding region runs from base 1 to 501 and encodes 166 amino acids.
AUGAGUGUGAAAACCAUCUACAACUUUCGGGUGAAUGGGGCCGAUGGCAAGCCGUACGACCUCUUGCAGCACAAGGGGCACCCGCUGAUGAUCUACAAUGUGGCCAGUAAGUGCGGCUACACGAAGGGCGGCUACGAGACGGCGACGACGCUCUACAACAAGUACAAGGGCCAGGGCUUUACAGUGUUGGCGUUUCCGUGCAAUCAAUUUGGCGGGCAGGAGCCGGGGACGGCGCAGGAGGUGAAGGAGUUUGUUUGCACACGCUUUAAGGCGGAGUUCCCCAUCAUGGCGAAGAUUGACGUGAAUGGUGGCAAGGCCCAUCCGCUGUAUGAGUUUAUGAAGGAGGUGAAACCUGGUAUCUUUGGCACCAAGGCCAUCAAGUGGAACUUCACCUCGUUCCUCAUUGAUAAGAAUGGUGUGCCCGUGGUGCGGUUUUCACCCGGUGCGUCGGUGGAUCAAAUUGAGAAGGAACUUGUGCCACUUCUUCAGGCCAGCAGCUGA